Uncinocarpus reesii 1704 is the source of this 255-nucleotide messenger RNA. RefSeq lists its product as uncharacterized. The transcript is spliced from 2 exons. Lineage: Eukaryota; Fungi; Ascomycota; Eurotiomycetes; Onygenales; Onygenaceae. Bases 1 to 255 code for a protein of 84 amino acids. The record is from RefSeq and is a predicted model, not a curated record.
AUGUGCAUCAUAGACAGGCUUCGUGGCGAGCUUAGGACGGAUGGACAAAAUUCGCCCUUGCGGCUUUUCAAGACGGGACAUCAUUCCAUGGAUGAUCAUGAUGCAGCAAGGGUCAAUGUCUCUUCCAGCGAUUCGUCUGAGUUCUCAUACGGUAAUCUUUCGCGGCCGGCUACGAAGGUCUGCCGCUGUCGGAGGCAACUGCACAAGUAUCCUGGUUCUCUGCAGAAAACUGUUGGUUUGUUUCGCGCUCCGUGA